This is a messenger RNA of Medioppia subpectinata, 3097 nucleotides long. Lineage: Eukaryota; Metazoa; Arthropoda; Arachnida; Sarcoptiformes; Oppiidae. The record is from the annotation of a GenBank genome assembly.
UAUUCGUACUGUUACGGCCGGAGUACACUUGGUCUGUCCUACAUUAGACUGGCUGAUUUAUUAACUAAACAAGCUGAAAUUAGACCAAAUAAAACAGCGCUAACUAGUGAUUACGAGAACAUCACUAAAACCUAUGACGAAUUAAAUACAGAUGUAAGUAAACUAGCUAAAGGACUAUUAGAAUUAGGAUUAAAACGUGGUGAUGUUGUUGGCUUAUGGAGUGCUAACACUUACUACUGGCAACAAAUUCAGUUUGCAUGCGCUAGAAUAGGAUUGAUACAAUGUUCAAUUAAUCCGGCGUAUCUAGCUAAUGAGCUAGAUUAUGUGCUGAGAAAUGCCCAAGUUAAAAUGCUAUUCAUGCCUGGUAGUGACAGUAAACAGGGAGCUGUCAAUAAUUUUGCCAAAGUAUUUGAUCAAGUGCUUAGUGAAUCAAAUAAGCAAAAUGAUGAUAAAUUACUUAUUGAAAAAGUAAUUAUAAUGGAUGGCGACAAAUAUAAACUCAAUAACUUAAAUAAGUUAAACAUACCUGAAUACCUAUUAAGUGAUUUAAUCGCUAAUGAUGGCAUUAUUGAACAAAAUGUGCUUGAUGAAGUCACACCCGAUGAUCCGGCAAUUAUUAUGUUUACAUCAGGAACUACUGGCAAACCAAAAGGCGCAUAUUUAACGCAUUUUACCCUUGGCAACAACGCGUUAAUAGUUGCUAACUCGUUCGAUUUGGACCACGAUGAAAAAUCAUUGUGUCUACCAUUACCAUUUUUUCACACAUUCGGUCUGCUUGGUAAUUUGGGCAUGUGUGCGCAUCCCUAUAAACUUGAUACCGAACUGCAAAUACAACGUAAAACAAAUGGUUGAGUCAAUGGCGCGAAAUGAGUGCAGCUAUUUAUAUGGCACGCCUACCAUGAUCAUUGACACGGUCAACUAUUUGGAGUCAAACAAACUCAAAUUGCCCUCGCUAAGAGGUCUAAUAGCGGGAGGUUCGCCCAUGCCCAAAGAGGUGGCCUAUCGAGUGCAAAAAGUAAUACCAAGUUGCACAGAUGUCCGGGUGGCCUGGGGUGCGACGGAAGCGGGUCGACCCAUUGAUCAUAUGGAAACAAAAAUAGUGAAUCAGGCAACGAGACAAAUUACUAAAAUCGGUGAGCCUGGUGAAAUAGAAUCUCGAGGUCAUAAUCAAAUGAUAGGUUAUUGGCGUAACCCGAAAAGUACCCAUGAUGCGAUUGAUGCCAGCGGGUGGUAUAAAUCGGGUGACCUGGCUGUUAUGACCGAGGAGGGUUUCAUCAAGAUCAUCGGCCGCACCAAAGAGAUGAUCAUAAGGGGCGGCGAAAAUAUAUACCCCCGCGAAGUGGAAGAGUUGCUACACUCACACCCGGCUAUAAGGGACGCCUAUGUGUGUGGAGUACCUGAUGAUAGAAUGGGCGAAGAGUUGUGCGCAUGGAUUCAGGUUAAAGACGCCGCUGUCAAGCCUACCGAGAGUGAGGUGAAAGAGUUUUGCAAACAAAAGAUCGCACAUUUCAAAGUACCCAGGUACGUGCUAUUCGUGGACAGUUUUCCGCUAACACCUGCCGGGAAAGUGAAAAAGUUUGUGAUGAGGGAAGAGUCAUGCGUAACGGAAAAGUCCAUAACGAUAGGUGCGGUCAAACAGGCGGCCACUGAUAUAGCGGUGGCACUACUGGACCGGGGGGUCAAUCAGUCAUCGCUGAUCGCCUUUUACGGCCCAAACUCUAUACAACAUGCAGUACUCAGAGUUGCCGUAAAACUACUGGGCGCCACAUUUAUGCCCCUCAGCCCCACCUUUGGCCAGUACGAGGUGACCGAAGAGGUCAGGGCUGUCGGUGCCGACAUUGUCAUGUGCUCGGCCAGGGAUCUUGAUAAAUUUAACAGCUUAUUAGAUAGUAAUAAUAAUGAUGAGAUUAAAUUGGUUAUCGUGUUUGACGGCAAACAUGAUGAACACGUGACGUACGACAGGCUCCGGGAAGAGGGCCAAGGGUUGGGCGUAAAGUUGGCUAAAGUGCCUCACUUUGACGUCAAAUCGAGAGACGAGACCCUGUUUUUGAUACACACAUCGGGCACGACUGGUGCGCCCAAAUGUGCCCAGGUGCCGCACAGAAUGAUUUUGAAUAACGUCCGUAUGUAUAACAAAGGUGCGGCCAGCAUGGUAAGCUCGUUCCUGUACCCGUUGGGGCACAUGUCGGGCACGUUUGCUUUGCCUAUGCAACUGUGCUCUGGCGGCACCUUGAUCAUGUUUCCCGAUUACGACGACGAGUUUAUCGCGCAAUCGGUGCAGAAAUAUCGCAUCAACUCGUUGGGCAUAUUUCCCAAUGUGGGUAAACAGAUGGUUGACCAUGGUCUGUUGGACAAGUAUGAUAUGUCCAGUUUAAAAAUGCUGGCCACCGGCGGAGCUGCGUUUCCGCCCGACACCGCCCGCGUGUUCAUUGAUAAGUACGGCUUGAUUUUUGGAGAAGGUUAUGGUAUGACUGAAUGCUGUCCGGUUACUAGCUUUCAUAUGGGUGCAAGAGAGUAUGAGCCGGGUAAUUGCGGUCAAGUAACCUCCGGGAUCGAGUUAAAAGUGGUAGAUCUGACCACGGGCGAAAGCCUGGGCCCAAACCAUGAUGGUGAAAUAUGCAUACGAGGUGCCAACUUGAUCACAGGUUAUAAAAACAAUGAUAAAGCCUGGGCUGAGGCGGUGGACGGGGAGGGCUGGUAUAGGACAGGCGAUAUCGGGCACUACGACGACAGAAAGUGUAUAUUCAUUACGGAUAGGCUUAAAGAAGUGGUGCGCAUAGGAGUGGGUCAACACUAUAUCAAUAUAUCUCCCGUAGAGAUUGAACAAUACCUGUUGACCCACCCGUCCAUCGCUGAAGUGGCUGUUGUGGGCGUCAAUAACAAGGCGGGCACUCACCGGCCCCGGGCUUAUGUUGUGCUCAAAGCUGGACGUAGUAUUAACAGCUCUGAGAUUGAGAAGUUUGUUUCAGACACUCUGGCGUAUACUAAACAACUGACCGGUGGUGUGCUAUUCGUGGACCAUAUCGUGAGGACUAGUAUUGGAAAAGUCGACCGAAAAUACUAUAGAAAUCUUGUAAAGGAAGAAAUUCUUGAUUAA